Molecule: messenger RNA, 2776 nt
Organism: Acipenser ruthenus (sterlet)
Lineage: Eukaryota; Metazoa; Chordata; Actinopteri; Acipenseriformes; Acipenseridae
Product: cytoskeleton-associated protein 2-like
Exons: 8
Coding region: 195-1889 (564 amino acids)
Biological process (GO): negative regulation of microtubule depolymerization
Cellular component (GO): microtubule cytoskeleton
Source: RefSeq, a predicted model, not a curated record
AUAGCCAAUCAACGGUUAAACAGUGUGAUCGGAGCGAAAAUCAAACGCAGAACGUUGUUGGGUCACUCAGGGUGGAGAAAUAAGCUGUUGGUUUGUAUAAUUUGGAAAUGAGUAGUAUCGGAAUCGCAUUUCAGCACUGCAACUGCUAACCAGCUAAAACACGGAGACGACAAUCAAAGAUAAGUCUUCAAAAGAUGGAGCCACAACUCACAAAUCCAAGGAUGAAGGACGACACCCAGAAAGAUCACACGACUAAUAGACUACCUAAUACUAAAGUGGUCAAUAAAGAAAAUACCAGACCCGAAAAGCAAUGGAACAGACCUAAUGUUAUUAAGGCUGAACCCCAAAAACAAAAGGCUGUAAAAUUGGAGCCCAUGCAGUCUUCCAACCAUGCAGUUAACAAAGAAGCACCUGUGAAGAAGGAAGGUGGAGAUUCAGAUAAGCAGGUGGAUGAGGGAAAUCAAGUGGGAAACACUGGAUCCAAAAAUCCUGCUGAAAUGAGGAGACGUACAACCCUGAGCUACUCUUUCCUGUCUCACAGAAAGAAUCAGCAAAAGCAGCUCAUUGUGGAGAAGAGUGCCAACCCAAAGCCUGCUGUGCCUUGUGCCUCCAAACCAGUCUUGGGUGCCUACAGAGGCAAGGUUGUUCAGUCAAAAGUCAGCUCCUUUAGGAAGCCAGCAACCACUGAAGAAGAGAAGAAUCAAUCGGAAGUGAAGGCCGUUGCCUCUAAACCAAUUGCACAGAAAACUAAUACAGCGAGCAAUGGGAAAGCUUCAGUGCAGAAGCCAGGGAUUGGUGUCCCAAAAACCUCUGCCCAGACAGCCAAGUCCACUACAACAAACAUGCAAAAGGGGCAAAUCGCAAAACCACCCUUAAGAGAAAAUGUUUUCCAACAGAAGGAGCCUAAAGCAACCAACAUUUUGGCUGCUAGAAGGCUGGUUAGCAGUGGCACCGCGGGUCCCGCACCACAGCCAAGGCUGCCAGUGACGAUGAAGAAAAAUGACUCUGUCCCAAAAGUGAACCCCAAGACAUCUGAGGCCACAAGUAAAAAUGGAGCAAAGCCAUCGAACACAGUCAUUAGUAAUAAAUACAAGAUCAAAAAAGAAACCGCGGAAGAGCGAAGAUUAAGGCUGGCUGAGUGGUUGACUACAAAAGGCAAAACUCUGAAGAGACCAUCCAUGGUACUGCAGGCUGGUGCCACCCUGAAGCAGGCUCCCAAAAAAGAACCAAUAACCCAGCUGAAUACAACUAUGGAGGUGGAAGAUAACGAUGAACAGGAUCUGCCUGUUUUAGCUGAGGAAACGAAUGAGCCAAUAGAUGAGUUAUGCUGUGCACUAGCAGAUAUGUUACCUACUUCAAAAUCCAACACUGAUGGACAGAGAGGAGGCAGUGAGAGUGAGGAAAGCACUGGGAUGGAUCAGAAAGACUCUGUGAAAGCUGAAGAGAAAGACCUGAAACUGGAGCAUGGAUCCCAGAGUCCAGCCCAUGUGGAGAAGCAGUGCAAAGAGGAGAAUGAAUCUGAUGAGGAUGAAGAGAUAGACGAGAAAGCACACAACGUGGCAAUGAAAACUCCUGGAAAAGAUACUGCGAAGGCUUCUGUGGUUAAAUACAGCGUAAAGACAACACCCUACUUACAAAGUGUGAAGAGGAGGAUUCAGGGUGAAGGAAGUAAAGGUGCUAUAAAGGAUCUGAAGUUCUUAACCCCUGUGCGACGCUCCCAGAGAAUCAACCGCAUGUCCUAUCGGCUGCCAGAGAUGCUGAUGGACCACGAUCCCUGUGUUUCAUCUUUGGCAGAGCUGGCUGGCUUGGAUGGUGAAGCCAACGCCUACAUCUACAGGCAGAACCCUGCGCUGCAAGAGGUCACAAGGUUGUCUGCUGCAACAGACUAAAUGAGUCCCAGAUUGUCUAUUGUGUAAAAAACACAAUGGUUGAAGUCCCUUUUUUAUGUUGGUAUUUGUGUACAAUUUAACUGGCAUGGAAGUAACAAGAAAUGUUAAUACACCACACUAACGGGUCAAAUAAUGUAAAUGAAAAACCCCACACUUAAUGCAGGUUUUUUCUCAUUAGAGAUAUGUCUUUGCACACUAAUUAUUAUUUUAUACACAAUGUAUGCUGUUCAUAUAGUCUGAAACCUAAUGGCUGUAAUUUGCAUUAAAAAUGUAAAAUACUGUAAGAACUAGCAUUGUAAGGACAGAAAAAUGCAUUUGGUCCCCUGAUGUAACGCCAUACUGUAAUGGGCAAAGGGUUUGCAGACCAAUGAUUUACUCUGAUUGGUGGUUAUAUGGUAAGUAUUACAAUUGGGUGUUUACUGCAAGUGUUAUAGAAAGCUAGCAAGAUGUCUUGUGCCAUUCUGGUCUAAAUGUUUAACCCAAUCCAUGCAUCAAAAGACAGCCCUUUGUGUUUUUGUUAGUGUUGUCUGCUGUCAUUUAUGUGUUUACUAUGUUCUUUUUUUCAUGUUUUAAUGUUAGGUACUGAGUUGGUAAUAUGUGUUUUAGGCAUACUAAAGAUUGUUGUUAAUGUGAAUUGUACUGCUUCUGUUGCAGUCUGGUCUGUCUUCCUGAAGGAGAUAUUGACAGAAACAGUUCACGACAAUUAUAUUCUUGUUUGUCUUGUCUGGUUAAGUUUAUAAUGUGCAUCUUUGUACAGCAAAGCUGUUGGUUCACAUGAAUCAGGCCUGCUUGGACCAGUUUAAAAAACCUAAAAAUAUGGGUGAGCCUGCUCUUGUCUGGGUAGUAUUGAAAAUGAUCUACACUAAAUAAAAGGUAAUUGAACAACA